This is a messenger RNA of Leptosia nina, 495 nucleotides long. NCBI's taxonomy places the organism in Eukaryota, Metazoa, Arthropoda, Insecta, Lepidoptera, Pieridae. The record is from the annotation of a GenBank genome assembly.
AUGGCAGAUGUUUUAGACAUCGAAAACUCUGAAGAGUUUGAGGUCGAUGAAGAUGGUGAACAGGGAAUCGCUAGAUUAAAGGAAAAGGCACGCAAACGUAAAGGGCGUGGAUUUGGAACCGAGGCGGGAGGUGCUUCUGAAAGAGGGAAUCGUGGAAGGUAUGACAGCCUAGCCCCUGAAGGUGAUGGCAAUACACCAGGACCACAAAGAUCAGUGGAGGGUUGGAUUUUGUUUGUCAGUAAUGUACAUGAAGAAGCUCAAGAAGAGGAUAUCCAGAAUCAAUUCUCUGAGUUUGGAGAUAUAAAAAAUAUUCAUUUGAACCUGGACCGCAGGACAGGGUUUCUAAAAGGAUAUGCUCUUGUUGAAUACGAGACGUACAAGCAGGCAGCAAGUGCUCGAGAAGCUCUGGAUAGCACAGACAUCCUUGGCCAAGCAAUAUCUGUGGACUGGUGCUUUGUCAAAGGACCUACAAAGACACACAAGAAACGUCGAUAA